Molecule: messenger RNA, 759 nt
Organism: Cutaneotrichosporon cavernicola
Lineage: Eukaryota; Fungi; Basidiomycota; Tremellomycetes; Trichosporonales; Trichosporonaceae
Exons: 3
Coding region: 1-759 (252 amino acids)
Biological process (GO): endoplasmic reticulum to Golgi vesicle-mediated transport; regulation of GTPase activity
Cellular component (GO): TRAPP complex; cis-Golgi network; trans-Golgi network
Source: RefSeq, a predicted model, not a curated record
AUGUCCCAAGGCCACCGUCCUCCAUCGAGCGCAACCACGCCGCACGCGCCCAUCGCCCCCGUGGCUCCAGCAGCAGUGCACCAGUUGGCGACCCCCACGCCGUUACUCGUCGAUUCCUCGCUCCCAGCCUACCUCCUCCCCGCGGCGCUCAGUGCAUUAGCCGACAGCGCUGCAGCCGCCGUCCGGCGCAGGAUAGCGGCGGAGACUGAAGCCGAGGGAGAGAGUUCGAACAUGCUCGACGUCGGGAACAAGGGCAAGGACAAGGCCGCCGCGGAUAUGCCGCUCCUUGUCGACGCGGCGGUCGCUACACGCGUCGAGCGUAUCGGAUACAUGGUCGGUGGAUACAUUGCAGAGAAGCUCAUGGCGGCCCGGCCACCUCUCGCGACGCACCUCGACAUGAUCAAGUUUGUGUGCAAGGACCUCUUCCUGUACAUCUACGGCAAGCAGAUAGACAAUCUCCGAACAAACCACCGAGGUGUGUUUGUGCUGCAGAGCCAUGCAUUCCCACCGCUCGAGUCACUCAGCUCGUUCCGUGGCGCUGCUGCCGACCUGGACGCCGCCCGCCACCACCUCGUGUUUCCCCAGGCGCUGAUCCAGGGCGCCCUAGCGCGCCUGGGUAUGCACACAACUGUUACGUGCGAGAGCUCGCAGUUGCCGCAGUGCACGUUCCAGAUCCGUACCGUCAAGAACACGACGAGCCGCAAGGACAGUGCCGGCGCUGCAAGCAUCCUCGGACCCAUGUCUCCACCUGCACGCUAG